AUGGGUGAAUAUUGUAUCUACAAGCUUCCUGAUCCCCUUCGCAAAUUGAACGAAGAAGCCCACAAUCCUCAGGUUAUUUCAAUAGGGCCUUUUCACUAUGGCAACAAAAAAUUGAAAAUCAUGGAAAAGCAUAAAGCGAGCUAUCUUGAGGCAUUCAUUAAACGGGCCAAGAUAAAUAUAUGCAAGGAGGAUUUAGAACACGCUGUAAAAGGUUUUGAAAAAAGUGUUCGUCACUGUUAUGCAGAGACUAUUGAUCAUCUUAAUAGUGAUGAUUUUGUGACAAUGAUCCUGACGGAUGCAAGCUUCAUAAUUGAGCUUUUUAUCAGAAAUAUGUUUGGCCACUGGAGUUCUGACGACAAGAUAAAAUUAAAGCCAUGGUUGGCUGCUAGAAUGCAGCUAGACUUUAUUUUACUUGAAAAUCAACUUCAUUUCUUUAUUAUUGACAAAUUAUUUGACCUUGCAUUUCCAUCUGGGUCAGGACUCCCUUCGUUCGUUGAGCUUACCUUUGAGUACUUUUCUUCUUACAACAGACAAAAAAUGUCUCCCUGUCCUAAAUCGGAAAUAUUCCAUUUUGCUGAUUUGCUUAGAAAAUUUUACCUGCCUCCUUGCCUACCAUACAGAGAGCCUAAAAUAAUUGAACAUAUGUACACUGCAACCCAGCUGGUUGAGGUAGGAUUGAAGUUUGAGGCGGAUCGUUCAAGCAAUUGUUUACUUGCCCUUGACUACAAGAAGGGAGUGUUGAAAAUCUCACGCUUUAUCUUGGAAGAUGACAUUGAGCUUUAUGUGCGAAACAUCUUAGCUUUGGAGCAAUGUCACUAUCCAAAUCAAGAAUAUGUUACUGAUUAUUUUAUCUUGUUAGAUUUCCUUCUCAACGGCGGUGAAAAAGAUUUGGGUUUACUUCGUCAGCAGGGGAUCUUGGUUAUUGGGUUUGGUAACAAGUAUAUAACUAAUUUCAUCAACAAUCUGGGCACAGGUAUGAUUAAUUCAACCAUGAACUCCAAGUAUUAUGAUAUUUGUAUCAAAUUGAGAAAGUUCUACGAGGAGCCUGGUUGGCUGGAAUAUAUACAUGCAUGA
Molecule: messenger RNA, 1074 nt
Organism: Alnus glutinosa
Lineage: Eukaryota; Viridiplantae; Streptophyta; Magnoliopsida; Fagales; Betulaceae
Product: UPF0481 protein At3g47200-like
Exons: 1
Coding region: 1-1074 (357 amino acids)
Source: RefSeq, a predicted model, not a curated record